CCUCUUCCUCCUCUCUCGUCUCUUCACAGAUUAUUCACGCCUGAAAUCUGCUUUAUGUUCCUCGUAUACCCAGCUCCUGAAGGAUGAUGUUUCCUGUUUAGUCGAUCACAUGAAAGCAUCUUGUUCUCCUUCAUGUUUUAUUCAAUCUGAGCUCAACCUUUAAAAAUGCAGCCGCUUCAGACAAAUCUGAUCCUCCUUUAUUAUUUAAAGCCAGAAACUUCAAACCUGCCAAUCAGGGAUUCGCUGUGCUCCUCCCAGCAGAUUGGCUCAUCAGUAAUCAAUAACGUGAUCAGGCUGGAGCUGCUGAGCACACCUUACAGUGUUUGUUGUAGCUGAUGUGGGUUUGCAGAUAUUUAACCCUUUAACCUGCUGCAGUGAGGUCAUGAAUGAACGAUGUAAAAGGAACUCAAACCUUCAUUAACAGAGCUCCGCCCUCCCUCCCUCCCACAGGUGAACAACAGCAACAAGAAGGAGUGGAACGGGAUGAUGGGGGAGCUGCUGGGAGGCCUCGCUGACAUGAUCGUCGCCCCGCUCACCAUCAACAACGAGCGCGCUCAGUACAUCGAGUUCUCCAAACCCUUCAAAUACCAGGGGCUCACCAUCCUCGUCAAGAAGGAAAUCCCUCGCAGCACUCUGGACUCGUUCAUGCAGCCGUUCCAGAGCACGCUGUGGCUGUUAGUUGGUCUGUCGGUCCAUGUGGUGGCAGUGAUGCUUUACCUACUAGACCGGUUCAGCCCGUUCGGAAGGUUCAAAGUGAACAGCGAAGAAGAAGAGGAAGACGCCCUCACCCUGUCCUCGGCCAUGUGGUUCUCGUGGGGAGUGCUGCUGAACUCUGGGAUAGGAGAAGGAGCUCCCAGGAGUUUCUCGGCCAGGAUUCUGGGUAUGGUGUGGGCAGGGUUCGCCAUGAUCAUCGUAGCUUCAUACACUGCCAACCUGGCAGCCUUCCUGGUGCUGGACCGGCCUGAGGAGCGCAUCACUGGCAUCAACGACCCCAGGGUGAGGAUGAACUACGUCAUCUUCACAGGAAGAGGUGGUAGUUAAAAGGAUGCUAUCUGUGUCUGAUACAGCAUUCAGGGUCCUUAUAAAGAGUCUGUAAAG
Molecule: messenger RNA, 1098 nt
Organism: Haplochromis burtoni (Burton's mouthbrooder)
Lineage: Eukaryota; Metazoa; Chordata; Actinopteri; Cichliformes; Cichlidae
Product: glutamate receptor ionotropic, NMDA 1-like
Exons: 4
Coding region: 484-1041 (185 amino acids)
Biological process (GO): regulation of membrane potential; chemical synaptic transmission; ionotropic glutamate receptor signaling pathway
Cellular component (GO): plasma membrane; synapse; NMDA selective glutamate receptor complex
Molecular function (GO): NMDA glutamate receptor activity
Source: RefSeq, a predicted model, not a curated record